Messenger RNA from Gossypium raimondii (Peruvian cotton), 4146 nucleotides. Its product is annotated as alpha-mannosidase 2. Lineage: Eukaryota; Viridiplantae; Streptophyta; Magnoliopsida; Malvales; Malvaceae. The coding region runs from base 229 to 3732 and encodes 1167 amino acids. Gene Ontology annotation, biological process: N-glycan processing; mannose metabolic process; protein deglycosylation. The record is from RefSeq and is a predicted model, not a curated record. Gene Ontology annotation, molecular function: carbohydrate binding; alpha-mannosidase activity. The transcript is spliced from 4 exons. Gene Ontology annotation, cellular component: Golgi membrane.
AUGGCACAAAUCAUGCACCGAAAAAAAUCAAUGUCUUCUAACGCUAUAGAUCUACACUUGAAAGAAAAAGCACUCAAAAAAAUCCAAAAUUUUCUUACAUCUUAAAAGUCUUCACCAAAGCACAAGUUAUAAUCAUAAAUUUCUUGCUUUGAAGUUAGAUCCCACUAAAUGAAGACUUAAGCAUAGAUAGAAAGGCAUAGGAAGAAGCUGUGUUGACAAGUCCAAAACAUGUCUUUGUCUUCCUACCUUGGCAGCAACACCCGCCGUGGAGGAGGAUGGGCUCAGUCAUUACUCCCUUCUUCAUCACCCACCGUCAAAUCAACCCUCAAAGUCCACCCCACUCGAAAGUCACGGAAGCGUACGGUUCUGAUCAACUUCCUCCUCACCAACUUCUUCACCAUAGCUCUUUCCCUUUCCUUCAUCUUCUUCAUCUUGACUCUCUUUUUCUUUGGAAUCCCAAAGCCCAUUUCAUCCCAUCUCCAGCCCCCAUCCUCGACCCGAAGGCUCACAACCCGGAAACCAGUGACCCGGAAACAACCCUGGUUGAAUCCAAACCAAACCGGUGCCGCAGUUGAUAUAACCACUAAAGAUUUGUAUGAUAAAAUUGAGUUCUUGGAUAAACCUGGAGGGGCCUGGACUCAAGGGUGGAAAGUUAGCUAUAAAGGAGAUGAAUGGGACAGUGAAAAAUUGAAGAUCUUUGUGGUACCUCAUUCUCAUAAUGAUCCAGGCUGGAAGUUUACUGUGGAAGAGUAUUAUCAGAGGCAGUCAAGGCUUAUACUUGAUACCGUUGUUCACACUUUAUCAAAGGAUCGUCGGCGGAAGUUCAUAUGGGAAGAGAUGUCUUAUUUGGAAAGGUGGUGGAGAGAUGCCUCGGAGGAUAAAAGGGAGACUUUUACAAAUUUGGUGAAGAAUGGCCAGUUAGAAAUAGUAGGAGGUGGCUGGGUUAUGAAUGAUGAGGCAAAUUCACAUUAUUUUGCCAUAAUCGAGCAGAUAACUGAGGGAAAUAUGUGGUUGAAUGACACCAUUGGGUUUGUUCCGAAAAAUUCUUGGGCAAUUGAUCCAUUUGGUUACUCACCUACCAUGGCUUAUCUCUUCCGUCGUAUGGGGUUCGAGAAUAUGCUUAUUCAAAGGACUCAUUACGAGCUGAAAAAGGAACUUGCUUGGAAUAAAAACUUGGAAUAUGUGUGGCGUCAGAGCUGGGAUGCUAAUGAAACAACUGACAUUUUUGUUCAUAUGAUGCCAUUCUAUUCAUAUGAUAUUCCACAUACUUGUGGACCGGAGCCUGCAAUUUGUUGUCAGUUUGAUUUUGCUCGUUCACAUGGUUUCUCUUAUGAACUCUGUCCAUGGGGACAAUAUCCUGUAGAGACUAACCCAGAAAAUGUGCAGGAGAGGGCACUAAAACUAUUAGAUCAAUAUCGGAAGAAAUCGACCCUGUACCGGACCAAUACGCUUCUUGUACCUCUUGGAGAUGAUUUCCGCUAUGUUACUGCUGAGGAAGCAGAAGCUCAGUUUAGAAAUUAUCAAAUGAUAUUUGACUACAUCAACUCCACUCCCAGCUUAAACGCGGAAGCGAAAUUUGGUACUUUGGAUGACUAUUUCCAGACCCUUCGGGAGGAGGCUGACAGAAUAAACUAUUCCGUUCCCAGAGAAAUCGGCUCUGGUCAGAUCAGUGGUUUUCCUUCUUUAUCAGGUGACUUCUUUACUUAUGCUGAUAGGCAGAAAGAUUAUUGGAGCGGCUAUUAUGUGUCAAGACCUUUCUUUAAAGCUGUCGAUCGGGUACUGGAACAAACGCUUCGUGCAUCAGAAAUGUUGAUGGCAUUCUUACUUGGUCAUUGCCAGAGACCACAAUGCGAAAAGUUGCCAAUGAGGUAUGCUUAUAAGUUGACGGCUGCAAGAAGGAAUUUAGCUCUUUUUCAGCAUCAUGACGGGGUGACGGGAACUGCUAAGGAUCAUGUUGUUCUCGAUUAUGGAACUCGGAUGCACACUUCUUUGCAGGACCUGCAGAUUUUCAUGUCCAAAGCAAUUGAAGUGUUGCUCGGAAUUCGCCAAGAGAAAUAUGAUCAGACCCCUGCGCUAUUUGAUCCUGAACAGGUGAGAUCUAAAUAUGAUGCUCUACCUAUGCAUAGAGCAAUCAGUGCUCGCAAAGGAACUGUGCAGUCAGUUGUACUCUUUAAUCCUCUUGAGCAAACACGAGAAGAGGUUGUGAUGGUAGUUGUUAGCAGACCGGAUGUUAGUGUUUUGGACUCAAAUUGGACUUGUGUGCAGAGCCAGGUUUCUCCUGAAUUGCAGCAUGACGAAAGCAAGAUUUUUACAGGCAGGCAUCGCAUCCACUGGAAAGCUUCAAUUCCUGCCAUGGGUUUGCAGACAUAUUAUAUUGCUAAUGGCUUUGCCGGAUGCGAAAAAGCUAAGCCGGCAAAACUCAAAUUCUCUUCAAAGUUGAGUUCGGGUCCAUGCCUUGCACCUUAUGCAUGCUCAAAAGUAGAAGGAGAUACGGUUGAAAUCGUGAACCGGCAUCAAGUUCUCACCUUUGAUGUUAAGCAUGGAUUGUUGCAAAAAGUAAUCCACAAAAAUGGUCUGCAAAAUGUCGUGGUUGAAGAGAUAGCCCUUUACUCAAGUUCAGGAGGCGCAUACCUUUUCUUACCGGAUGGGGAUGCUCAGCCUAUAAUUAAGUCGGGUGGGAAUUUGGUUAUCUCCGAGGGUCCCUUGAUGCAAGAGGUGUACUCUUACCCGAAAACUUCAUGGGAGAAAACACCUGUUUCUCAUAGCACUCGCAUUUACAAUGGAGGCAAUACAGUACAGGACUUUUUGAUUGAGAAGGAAUAUCAUGUUGAGCUUCUUGGCAAGGAUUUUAAUGACAGAGAGUUAAUUGUUCGAUAUAAGACAGACACCAAUAAUAAAAGAAUUUUCUACUCCGACUUGAAUGGCUUUCAAAUGAGCCGGAGAGAAACAUAUGAUAAGAUUCCGUUGCAGGGAAACUACUAUCCCAUGCCCUCUCUUGCUUUCAUGCAAGGGUCAAAUGGCCAGAGGUUUUCAGUUCAUUCUCGGCAAGCACUGGGUGCUGCAAGCCUUAAAGAAGGGUGGCUGGAGAUUAUGCUUGACCGUCGUUUGGUGAGAGAUGAUGGACGUGGUCUUGGGCAGGGAGUGAUGGACAAUCAUGUAAUGAAUGUUGUUUUCCAUAUCCUGAUGGAAUCCAACAUUUCUUCGACUUCGGAUCCUGUUUCGAACCCUCUUCCACUGAGUCCAUCUCUUCUUUCUCAUCGUGUUAAUGCUCAAUUGAACUAUCCGUUGCAUGCAUUCAUUGCUAAGAAACCACAAGAAAUUUCUGCGCCGACACACUCGAGAUCCUUUUCUCCUUUAGCUGCUCCCUUACCGUGUGAUCUGCAUAUCGUGAGUUUCAAAGUCCCUCGACCAUCAAAAUAUUCUCAGCAGCAGCAGCAACUUGUAGAUCCUCGGCUUGUUUUAAUGUUGCACAGGCGAAACUGGGAUUCUUCUUACUGCAAGAAGGCCCGAUCUCAAUGUACAGCCGUGGCUGAUGAGUCUGUAAAUCUAUUCAACAUGUUCAAAGAUCUUACAGUGCUGAAUGCAAGAGCAACUUCUUUAAAUCUUCUGCAUGACGACACGGAAAUGCUAGGGUACACUGAGCAAUUUGGUGAUGUUGCUCGAGAUGGACGUGUAAUCAUCCCUCCCAUGGAAAUACAAGCAUACAAGUUUGAAUUAAGGCCACGCCAGUAAAUGCAGUGAAUCGAUUUAACUACUGCAUACCCUAAUGAUCCGGAUUGAAUCAAGUUCAUAGCAAAAGAGAGCAGAUCUCUCGUGUUCCACUGUCGACACAGUUACGAUCACAGGCUAUUUACUUUGUGCUGCUAUUUCAAGAAAUAUCCGGAAGUGUAUGGCAUAGGAGUGAGCGGUUUCAUGGAACGGUAAGGUUUCGCUUCAUCGAACUAUGAUUACAGGAUAGUUUUGUAACACUAAGAAAUUCAUUUUUCUGUAUUUGUUUCGAGAACGGAGGUUAUUUCAAAUCAACUGUCAGACCAUAACCAACUUCAGAUGUUGCUUAGUUAAUUUGUAGUUUAGGCUUAUAUAUAUAGAUGAUAUAUGAAGUUUGUGUUCUCAGAAGUGAAUUUUAAGAAGCAUAUGCUAGCAUUA